Messenger RNA from Tachysurus vachellii, 5069 nucleotides. RefSeq names its product scavenger receptor class B, member 2a (gene scarb2a). NCBI's taxonomy places the organism in Eukaryota, Metazoa, Chordata, Actinopteri, Siluriformes, Bagridae. The record is from RefSeq and is a predicted model, not a curated record. Gene Ontology annotation, biological process: receptor-mediated endocytosis; protein targeting to lysosome. The transcript has 13 exons. Bases 207 to 1799 code for a protein of 530 amino acids. Gene Ontology annotation, molecular function: scavenger receptor activity. Gene Ontology annotation, cellular component: membrane; lysosome; cytoplasm.
CGCGCCUGUGCACCAGACUCUCACUCACUUAGACACUCACGGGGUUUCUGGUUCUUUCCUGGUGCUAGAAAGCUAACAAACUUACACAUCGGACACCACACUCUUAACUUCUCGAGUAGUCCGUUAUAUAGCUAAAUCUUUCCUCACUAAGAUUUAAACACAUUUUGUACCUCAGUGAACUACUUAGUUUACUAACUUUAGUCACCAUGAGACGAUCUUGUGCUAUUUACGCCACGGGGAUUGUGUGUGCUCAUCUGCUCAUAGUGGGAAUCGCCCUGAUGGUGGCUCAAGUCUUCCAAACAAUGAUUCAGGAGAGGAUAAAAAAGGAAAUCACACUGGCUGAGAAGAGUCGAGUACUGGCUGGCUGGAUAAACCCUCCACCCCCUGUUUACAUGCAGUAUUUCUUCUUCAAUGUUACUAACCCUCAAGAGUUCUUGGCUGGUGAGGCAAAGCCUCGUGUCACACAAAUGGGACCAUAUACAUAUAGGGAAUACAGACCAAGAGAGAAUGUGACAUUCUUGGAAAAUGGCACCAAGGUCUUUGCCACGAAUCCGAAGAGUUUUGUCUUUCUUCCGGAAAUGUCUGUCGGAGACCCCGAGGUGGACCUCUUGACCACUCCCAACAUCCCAGUCAUUGCUGUCAUGAACGAAAUGCAUUCCUAUUCUUUUUACAUCCGCCCGCUGAUCUCUAUAUAUAUGAAAUCUCUGGGUGUUGGCAUGUUCAUGACACGCACUGUCCACGAGUUUCUGUGGGGUUUCAAGGAUCCUCUGAUGAGCAAACUUCAUUCCCUGAAGCCUGAAGUGGAUGAAUACUUUGGCCUCAUGUAUAAGAAAAAUGGAACCCAUGAAGGCGAAUUUGUCUUCCACACCGGAGCGCAGAACUACAUGGACUAUGGCAAGAUCGACACCUGGAACGGAAUAAGACAGAUGACCUGGUGGUCAUCAGAGCAGAGCAACAUGAUUAACGGCACAGACGGCAGCGUGUUCCACACCUUCCUUUCCAGAGACGAGCUGCUCUACAUCUUUGCUGCGGAUCUCUGCAGGUCGAUCCAUCUGGGAUACGUGAAUGAUACAGAGGUGAAGGGAAUUCCAGCAUUUCGCUUUGCUCCUCCUGCCGAUGUCCUAGCUGCUCCAGAUGAGAAUCCUGCUAACGCUGGCUUCUGUGUGCCUGCCAAAGACUGCCUGAGUAAAGGAGUGCUUAAAGUCAGCGUGUGUCGCGAAGGUGCACCCAUUGUAGUUUCCUUCCCACAUUUCUACCAAGCUGAUGAGAAGUACAUCAAUGCCAUUGAUGGGAUGAAUCCAAACAAGGAAGAGCACGAAACAUACCUCGACCUUAACCCGACGACUGGGGUCCCUAUUCGUGCCUGUAAGAGAGCCCAGCUCAAUGUUAUAAUGAAGAGGGUUCCUGGCUUUCCCCAAACACGUCUCCUGAACGAAACCAUCUUCCCCAUUAUGUAUGUCAAUGAGACGGCAACCAUCGAUGACGACUCAGCCUCCCAAAUGAAAACUCUGCUGCUGAUCAUAAAGUUAGUGUCCAACUUCCCCGUCAUCAUUGUGGGAGUAGGCGCCUUAUUACUGCUCAUCUUCAUCUUCUUGCUGUGUAGGAACCGUCAAAGAAAGAAUGAAGUAAAACGUAUUGAUUUUACCGAAGCUUUUCAUUCUUUUGCUACGGCGAAAGACGAUACGGCCUACACUCCAGUCAGCAACAAAUCAGACGAUUCGCCCGAAUCGCACAGCAACCAGCCUACGAAGAACGGCUCCUACAUCGCCAUGUCUCCAGUGGAGGCCCACAAGUGUUGAUAAAGAUCACUCCGUGGCGUUCCCGCUGAGGGGAUCCACUUGUGUGACUUUCUUUUCCCCUCUUUUCACCUUUUGAUUCUUCCCACUGUGCAGCGUGUUGAGGCAGGCCAGCUCCUAGAAGCACCGUCGGACAAGACGCAACUUCUUUCCGUGGGCGUCUUGCUGGACCACAUCUCCUCUGCUGACAUUCUUUUUUUUUUUUUUUUUGCUGUUGACGCAUGGCCUUCUCAAACUGCCAUAUUUUCUGACACAACAAAAGUCUUACUAGUUCAAAACACAGUUUAUCUAGUCAUUUCCUCCAGGUCUACCGACACUUUUUUGUUGACUAGACACAAAGUGAACAAACUGAGAACACCUGCUAGCCUUUUGAGGACCAUAUGCCCACGUGCAUGCUCGCAAGACUGUGGUUCCUGUUUAACCCUGUUGAACGUAGGGCUGUGAACAAAGUCAGAGCGUGUUGUGUGUGUGUGUGUGUGUGUGUGUGUGUGUGUGUGUGUGAGAACACCUCCAGCCUGCUAGCAGGAGCCAUCUUGAACACCACACAGUGUUUACGCAUGGGCAAGUGUUUGAUCAACCUUUAUUGCCACACUACUCUAUUGAAGCCUGUGUAGCCAGACUUCAUUACACUUUAUUUGCCAUGUCUUAACAUUUCAUAAAAUCUAAGCCAAACGUUAUCAUUUGUCUGUUGAGUGCAGUCAUGGUCGUGGGCGUGAUUGUGUGCGUGUGUGUCGGGGGAUUUGUAUGUAUGUGUAGAAAGACAGGCAUGUUGGUGCUUGCAUAUGUGUUAAUCUCUCUGCUGUGAGCUGAUUUCUAAAGAGCAUCGCGCUCUCUUAAGCAUUCUACAGUGCCAAGUAAUUGUCCACUAAAUUUCAGAGGUCCUUUCAAUACCUGGCAAAAUGACAUUCUCUGGAUUAAAUGCCCACAGGGUAGCAGAACUGGUCCUUUCGCUCACUCCUCCAGCCUAUGCCUGUUUCAGAGGAGGGUCUCUUCGUCGAGCUGUGAAAAUGAGCUUUCGUUCCUCUUUUCUGACAGGAAAGAAAAGCAAGCCCACAAAUCGCACAAGUGAGACUUGAAGCUGCUCUCUGCCUUACACAUGUGAGUUUGCUGUGUGAAAGGGCUUUGUAACGUAGUAGCAUGAGACCACCUUUGAUCAAACCCAGCCUGUAGUCAAAACAUCUGCGAGGCUUCACCCAAGCGCUUGUCCUGUUUCAAGCGUUUAAUUUCCAACUCAGAAUGCACAACUAGAUCGACUUCCUUUCCUCAGGCACUUGUUUACAGCCUUUUAUCUCUAGUGACUUCGAGGGCUGACAAGUGAAACUCAGCAUUCGUGGGAAAUGCUGUACAAUAUGUGUUGUUUCAGUUAAACUGUAAGAGGCAAUGGGUGAAACCUGACCCAUGAUGCAUCUGGCAAUGUUCUGUUGAUUUUGUUGCUGACAAUUCUGGCCAUGAUGUUUAAAAUUGAAGCAUUUCAGACGUGAGAAAAUGCCAUAAAAAGUCGACUUGGCAAAGGAAAAAAGUGCACUUUUUCUUGAUUAAAAAAAAGGUCCUGCACAUUUUAUGUAUUUCAGUGCAGUGGUCCUCACUUACAUUUCAGAUGUGUUCUCAAAUGUCUGUGGAUCUGUGCUUUUGUUUUCUGUCUGUAUCUUUCUGUCUGUAUUCUUUCCUUCUUUUUUUUUCUACUGGUAUAGCUUCACAUGCCACAUUUCAUAAGCAUAUCACAUGCAUUUAUAUAAACUCUGAUCAGUAUAAAAGCAUGCCAAGUUUUUUUCUUGGUGCCCUCUGGGGAAAAUAUUGUAUAAUUUCUAUUCAUAAGCUCAGAUUUAGACGUUAAUUUCUACAACGUUUCUGUUAUUUGUUACAAGGCAUAUCAUCUUUCAUUCAUUGUUGCGUCAAACUGUUUAGAUUUGUGUUGUACGUUCCUUUUUCUUCCCCCUUUUUCAAUUCAAACUGGAAGAGAUCUGUCAUUGUGCAUACUGAGUGUUAGCACUAUAGCUAGUAACUGGAACAUUUAGGUGAGCACCUAUGGCCUUCUUGGUAUGCUUUUAUAGAUAGACGUACACCAAUUUCUAACAAUGGCCUUUAUAAAUGUAUACAGAGCUGUGGACGAGUCUUCUGGCCCUCGUUAACCCGAAGUGGAACGUUCCACUUGUCCUGACUUGAAUUCUUUCAGCUCUCCGACCUGAGCCGUUUCCACAUGCUACUGACUUUUGAGCCCAAACCUUCUCAUUGCUUCACUCAGCUGUACACUCGACCAAAGAUAACCGUAUAGAUAGAUGUGUCCCUACCAUUUGUUUGCUUUCACAGAUACAGCUGUAGUGCCAUCACUCUGCUAAUUUACAACACUCAAAGGCAAAAGGAAAAAGUCAACAAAGAAGGGAGAUUUCUACAGCGUUUGUAACAGCUCUCAGUGCUGCGAACACAACACUCAGUAUUAUGUAUUGACACAGCAAUACAUUGUGUAAAGAUGAUUUUGUAAAGCUAAAAGUGGUUUUGUAUCUAAACACAUUUCUGUAUCAUGUCAAAUGAUGUGUUAAUUAUCAGGAUAGUUUUGUAUAGUAUUAAUACUGUGUAUAGUAUUAAUUCUUUUGGUCCUUUCUCUUUUCUCACCGAGGUUUUUCUUUCCUUAUUUUUUAUUUUUUUUUGUCCCUCCACACAGAUUUAUAAUGUGGCUCUGAGUGUCGUUCCACAGUUGUGAUAUAACGGUGUGUGUAUAUUAAGUGGCAGUGAUUUAAGAAAGACUUGUGUGUGUGUUUUUAAUUGGGUUGGGAUUUCCAGAGUAAUGACCUCCAGUGCCACAAGUUUCUUAAGAAGCCACUGCGCUGUUUUGUCUGAUGUGGUGUGCCAUAGGAAGGCUGAUGGUCUUUAGUUUAAAGGGGGAUCAAACUAGAGAAAUGAACCUUUUUAAUUUUUGUCCCUUAGAUGAAUGACGCCCUCCUUAUGAAUGAGACUCUUAAGAGUGCCAUUACAUCCAUGUUUAAUGAGUUUUAGGAGUUUGCUAAAACUGUGUAGCAGAGUACUAUAUAUUUUUAUUUUUUUGUCUCCUGCAUUUCACUUCACCUUCCCCAGUGUGAUGAAGGAUGAUUUUGAUUAUUUCAUGAUAUUUGCUGCUGAACAAGACAAUCCCCACAUCAUGGUAGGUGCAACAUUUGAUUUGAAAAGAAUAUUCCAUUUUAGUUUUGAAAAUGUUCACUGCACAAAUGUUUCUGCAAUACCUUUUUGUAAAGAUUUUUAGUGUCCUUUGCAUAAAAUAAAGGUGCAUUUACUGCAAAA